This is a messenger RNA of Musa acuminata AAA Group (dessert banana), 3065 nucleotides long. RefSeq lists its product as uncharacterized. NCBI's taxonomy places the organism in Eukaryota, Viridiplantae, Streptophyta, Magnoliopsida, Zingiberales, Musaceae. Gene Ontology annotation, molecular function: protein binding. The transcript is spliced from 14 exons. The coding region runs from base 105 to 2612 and encodes 835 amino acids. The record is from RefSeq and is a predicted model, not a curated record.
CAUACGCGUCGUUCUUGUCUCGCAGAAAUGGGGGGGUUUUAGGGUUUCUCCAAGCUUCGACUCCCUUCGUCGGAUUCUCUUGCCGUUUGAUCUCCGAGGGAGAAAUGGAGAGGCUGAAAUCUCUAAUUCCGGACGAGCUAAAGCGGGUCAUCGGCAGAAGUGCGCCGGAGAACUUGACGAUGACCUCCUCUUUGCUUCUUGAUUUCUUGCGCCCUUUACCUCAGUUUCAACAAGUCAUCCGGGAGUUGACGGACCCCGAUUUGGCGUUGUGCCGGAAGAGCAAAGAAGCAGCAUUGGAUUCGAAGCAGAAGGGAAAUGAGUGCUUUAUGAAAGGGGAUUACGUGGAAGCUUUGCGCUUUUACUCGCACGCAUUACGUCAUGCACCUGCGAAUUCUGAGAUGGACGUGAAUUUGGUUGCUACAUUGUAUGUAAACCGGGCUUCAACUAUGCAUAAAUUGGGCCUUCUGCAAGAGUGCAUUCGGGAUUGCAACCGUGCUAUUUCAAUUUUUCCUGCUUAUGUGAAGGCAUGGUAUAGAAGAGGAAAGGCUAAUGCUUCUCUAAAAGACUACAAACAUGCUACACAUGAUCUAGAAGUAGCUGUAAGUAUGGAAGACAAUCCAUCUAGGAAGAGCCAGAUCAAAGGAGAACUUAGUAUUGUGUUAAGUGAAUCCAGUAGUUCUAAUGAGAUUGGGAUGGUUAGCAAUAAUGGAGAAGAUGAGAAAGUGGAUUCCUUAGCUCAGUCAAAAGCUCUGGUACUUCAGUGUGUCUCCUCACCACACAAAGGCAGAGGACUGACAUCUGCACAUGACAUUCCUCCAGCUUCCUUAGUUCACCAUGAAGAACCUCUUGCCGCGAUUUUGCUGAAGUCUUGCCGGGAAACUCAUUGCCACUUUUGCUUUGAUGAACUCCCAGCAGAUAUUUUGUUCUGUCCUUCAUGUACUAUACCAGUUUACUGCUCAAAGAAUUGCCAGGAACAGGCUUUUGGGAAACAUGAUACUUAUCUGAGUAAGAAAAAUUUGGCCACGGAUCUUGAGAAACAUGUUAUGAAUGCUAUCUUGGCAAAUCCUACAAGAAGUACUGGAGAAGAUAUAUGCAGUAAUCACAUUCUGGAACAUCGACAUGAAUGUGGAGGUGCACAUUGGUCUGCUGUUUUACCACCUGACAUAGUUUUGGCUGCUCGAUUGAUAGUAACUUCUAUAGAAAAAUGCAAGGCUUCUGGGACGAUCUUUAAUCCCUUGGAUUAUUUGGACUUUGUUCACAACUAUGCUCAAAAUCCUUCAGUUAGCAAGUUGGAGUUGCAUGUCUACGCGAUUGUCCUGUUGUACUGUUUGCAUCAAUAUUAUAAUUCAGAUUUUCCACUCAAUGGGGCUUCUGUAGCUCAGUUGAUUCUGGUGAUCUCCCAAAUUAAGGUUAAUUCUAUGGCAGUUAUCCAUAUGAAAUCACAUAAUCGAGAUGAGGCUUUUGGAAAGUGUUCAAAGUUUUUUACUUUCGAAGAGCAUAUUACACAAGACACCAAGCAGGUCAAAGUAGCACAAGCUAUAUACUCAAGGGGUAGCUUGUUUAAUCAUUCAUGCCAGCCAAAUGUUCAUGCUUAUUUUCUUUCUCGUACACUUUUUGUACGCUCAGUAGAAGUUGUGCCCGCGUGGUGUCCGCUUGAGCUGUCUUAUGGUCCGCAGGUAGGAGAGUUGGAUCUUCAAGGUAGACAGAAGUUGCUCGAAGAGCAGUACUCAUUCCAAUGCCGUUGCUCCAGUUGUUCAGAAUUGAACUUGUCAGAUCUUGUCAUGAAUUCUUUUCGGUGUGUUCGGCCUUAUUGUCUUGGUGCAGUUCUAGAAGCCACACAUUACAAAAGGCUUGAAAGCAAUUUCUUGCAAGUUUCUAAUGCAUCUGGCACCUUUAAACUCUCUCUACCAUUGCUUAGCAGUAAAAAGGACAUAAGUGAUGUGGCACGGAUGUUGCUUCAUGAAAGAGGAGCCAAUAGUCACAUUGCUGCUGGGCAUUGCAUGAGUUGUGGUUCUUGUUGUGAUCUCGAAUGCUCAACUGCAGGUUCUAAAAGUUCUCUUGCAAACAUCCAAAGGUUGAAGGAUUCUUUGGAUUCAGAUCAAAUUCCAGAUGCUUUUGUUUCAGAGAUGCUGAGUUCUCUCAGUCAUUUAAGAUCAGUAAGGCAUCCGUAUAGCAAGAUUGUUGCUGAGCGGCGAGCGGCGGCAGCAGCAGCGGCGAGCGGCGGCAACAGCAGCGACGAGCGACGGCAGCGGCAGCGGGAAAGGAAAAGGGAGCGGAAGGCACGAGCAGCGGGAGGGCUCGAGGGAGGCGCGAGCAGCGGGAAGGCUCGCGGGAGGGCUCGCGGGAGGCGCGAGCAGCGGGAGGGCUCGAGGGAGGCGCGAGCAGCGGGAAGGCUCGCGGGAGGGCUCGCAGGAGGCGUGAGCAGCGAGAGGGCUCGCGGGAGGCGCGAGCAGUGGGAGGGCUCGCGGGAGGCGCGAGCAGCGGGAGGGCUCGAGAGAGGCGCGAGCAACGGGAAGGCUCGCGGGAGGCGCGAGCAACGAGAGGGCUCGCGGGAGGCGCGAGCAGCGACAGCGGCGAGCAGCGGCAGCGGGAGCAGGAGCGACGAGCAGUGAGAUCGCGAUCGGGAUCGGCAGCAGGUUAGGGUUGGGGGUAUAUCGGUUUAGUUGGUUCGAUUGAACCAACUAACAACCGAACCAGGACCGAACCAGACCUAAAAAUCUGGUUCGGUCGCCUGGUUUAACCCAGGCGCUCGCCCGAAGCGCCCGACGCCUGGGCUCGGGCGAGCGCCUAGGCGGCGCCUCUUUGAAGUGAGGCGCUCGGGCCUCGCCUCGCCUCGCCCGAGCGCCUAGGCGAGCGCCCGAGCGCCUAUUGAAAUCACUGAUUAUUAGCAACUCCAAUCUGGGUUCUCUUAGUUAUGGAGUUUUUUAAGUAUGCAUAGGUAUUACUCCGAUGAUAAUAAUCAAGGGACAGAAAACUUAAAAUUGCUAACUGAAACAGCAGCAUGGGUAAAUCAAUAUAAGCAGUUCCUAUUAAAUGGACUUUGUGCUGACCCAAAAGAACACACU